AUGCUGUCUACGCUUUGUUGCCAGACACCUUGCGAAGUGGACGCCAGAAUGUUCCACUGCAUGCUUCCUGUGAGGAAACAACUUGACAUCGACUCUGAAUACGAUGACGACAACUUCUCCAGCGUCAUAGUCCCCGACCCUGGUCCCUCGACCUAUACGAAUCGCGAUUUCUGCGAACCAGGACCUUCCACACUUCCGCAGAAGCACAGAGGGCACGGCAAAGAGGGCAAAGGCAAGGAGAGAAAGGGCAAGGAGUCCAAAGGCAAAGAGUCUAAAGGCAAGCACCGCAAAGGUAAAGAGUCCAAAGGCAAGGAGUCCAAAGGCAAGGACAGCAAAGGCAAGGACAGCAAGCGCAGCAGACACAGUGUUAAGGAUGUUCCAAGACAAGAAGAAUCCCACCGAGUAGCGUUACAACGUAGCCAGGUACACCCAGCUACCGAGGCCCCAGGCAAAGGCAUUCAAGGCCCAGCCGACGGAACCUGCGCAUACCCUGACGGUUAUCUGGUGCGAUAUUAG
This is a messenger RNA of Microdochium trichocladiopsis, 516 nucleotides long. RefSeq lists its product as uncharacterized. The coding region runs from base 1 to 516 and encodes 171 amino acids. The record is from RefSeq and is a predicted model, not a curated record. The transcript is spliced from 4 exons. Lineage: Eukaryota; Fungi; Ascomycota; Sordariomycetes; Xylariales; Microdochiaceae.